AUGAUUGUAGCAAUGAUAUCUAAUGAUUUUCAAAAGCCGAAACGUUCAGAAUUUGCUCCAUUACUCGAUAAACUAAUUGAUCAGCUGACUGAACUGGAAAAUGGAAUUGAUAUAUAUUUACCACAUGAAUAUAAUACUCGUCAUUCAUACUCUUGUUUUACUACUCGUAUUUCUGUAUACUUGACAGGUAUUGUUUGUGAUAAGCCUGCCCAAAACUAUCAUUCAGAACAUGACGGACAGUGGUGGAUUUUAUGGAUGUAGCUGCUGUCAGAUUACAGGUAGCAAUUUUUUCUAAGGAACUAUAUGUCAAUAUUUCGUAGUGUGUACGUGUUUAGGAGAAACCAUUGCUACCGGUAAAGGUCAUGUUCAUUGUUUUCCAUUUGAUUUUGCAAAUAAAUCCGAUCUCCGUUCAAAUGUAACAUAUGAUGCAGCUAUGAAAAUCUUAAAUACAGUACACUAAUAAUGACUAAGAUUUUCUCUUUCAAUUUCUACAUUCUUUUAGUGUGAUCAACAAAAGCGACAUUGGAUCCCACUCAUGGGUGUUAAAAAUAAUAAUAUCAGAGGGCAUUUUGGACCAUGUGCUUUGAGAAGAUUACGUUACUGUGACAUGGGUCAGUCGUUUUUGGUUGAUUCUUUUACAUAGGUUGUAUGUGGGAACAUUUGUAAGUUGAUUAAUUGUUCAGCUUUAUUUAUAUUUAAUAUGGUAUCUUCCUUGAGAAGAAGAUGAAGUUGAAUACUUUCUGUCUUUUUUAAAAUUAUUUCUCAGAACUUUAAAUUUGUGCAAUUAAAUCUACUUAAAACUUGAUAUUUUUACUGCAUAGCUUAAAUUCUCCAUCUUAAGUCUUUGUUUUAACGAAAAAAAAAUAGUACUUCUACUGAUGUAAUUCUCUGAACUUGAUGUAAUUGUUAUUCUCAACAUAUUUAUUUAGUCAUUCACGAAACUAGCUUUUCUAUAAUAUUUUUUCUUUUAUACACAGUUUAGGAUGCUAAAAAUUUGGAUGGAGUCCCCAACUACUAAAGCGAAUUCAAGCUCGACGUCAGUGUUUCGAUGAAGAAAAGAAGUUGAAGAAAUUUUGAUUCAAUUCGUUUUCCUACAUUACCGUAUAGAGUUCAACGUUAUCUGCAUAAUUUUAAUCAAUAUAAAGCCAUCAAAUAAAGGAUGUCUUUUGGUGCGAUACAAGUAAAUACUUACCUUAUGAACUACACCUUGAUAUGAAAGAAUUCUCUUAUACUAUUUUCUUGUAGUUGUUUUCAAUACGUCUUAACUAAACUUCAGUAUAAACAUCUUCAAGCUCUAGCUUUGCUGUUCAUAUUGCCGAGUCAACUAACAUUGAUGCUUUAGGAGUGAAAACUAUUAACACUUUGCUGGAAUAUUUUGAAGAGUACUUUCAACGUCUCUAUAUAGUAACUUAAAAAUAAAACCACGUUAUUGUAAAAAUUUUCUUUUUUGACAGAAACGCCACACGGUCUCAGCCGUGCACUCAGUUACACAUCGUGCUUCCUGCGUUCGCGACUUCGAGUCUAUAAUGAAUUUUUCUAGCUUUAACUUCGAAUCAGUCAAGGGUAUCUAUAUGAUUACUCUUUCGCGAAAAAAUUCUUUAUUACAGGUAUUUUAAUUUUAAAGGACAAGUGGUGGUAAGGCCAUUUUUCAUUCCCCAAUACUUUUCAAAAAAAAUUAUAUCGUUAGAAUCGGCAUUAAAUUCUGAACAAAAUAGGCUAUUUGAUUUUUUACCGACUUCAAAAAACAUUUUUUUCGUCGAAAUUUUCGUGAUCUAUAGGUUAUCGACACUACUGAUCACGAAUAUCAUAUUCAUUUUGCUUUAAAAUGCUCGAAGUGACCAAAAAGCUGCGAAAAAAGUUAGUUUCUGAGAUUCACCGUUUUCGACCCUUUUUAGUUUUUGAUCGAUUUGGACCGAAAAAACUGCUUUGAGAACAAUCAAAAUAUUGUUCUGAUUCAUAAAAUUAGUUGCUCUACUCGAAUCAUGCCAAAUGAGAACUUAGAAAAAAAUUUUUCGCUCUUUUGUGUACUCAAAAAGUGAGUACACUCUAGAAUCGGUCAGUGUGUCCGUCUGGCCUCCGGUUACACGAUAACUUUUGAAAGGAGAGUCCGAUCGCGAUGAAAUUUUCUACACAGUUCAGUCUUAACAAUAUCUCAGUCCAGUUCGAAGAUGAGAAGAAUUGGCCGAACCGUUCCUGAGUUAUUGCAAAAAUACUCAUUUUUCCCUAUGGUUUCCUAUGCGAAAAUCGAUCCAUCCCCGCUUUCGUAAAAACAUUUUCCUAUCAUAGUCAAACAAAACCCCAACUAUUAUAUACCAUUCGAUAGAGAAUUUUACGAGCUAGAAAAUGGUAUAUGAAACAUAAAGAAACAAGAAGGCUAGCUCACCUAUUGCAAAGAUAAAUAAACGGAAAUCGGUU
Messenger RNA from Rotaria sp. Silwood2, 2415 nucleotides. The record is from the annotation of a GenBank genome assembly. NCBI's taxonomy places the organism in Eukaryota, Metazoa, Rotifera, Eurotatoria, Philodinida, Philodinidae.